AUGACGACUCAAUUAGAUGAACAUUAUAUUCGAACCAAUGUCGAAUGGUUCCAACUACCAUCCGAUGUUAAACAAAAAUUCAGUUGGAAUACAGAAAAAGAAUAUGAUAAAGCAAUAUUAAUAUUUUCAAUAAAACAUCAAUUACGUCAUAAAGGAAAUUUAGUUCGAAAAGUUCAAAAAGAUUCAAGAAAAUAUUACGAUGAUCUUUUACGUUACAGUCGCGAACAUUUAAUGAUUUUUCCAUAUCAUUUAGCUGAUAUAUAUGUUAAAGGUUUACGUAUAACCUCAUUUUCAUAUUAUAUUGAUAUGAUAAGUGAUUUAGUUCUUCAAGAAAAAUCUUACGAUACAUUACCAAAUUUUACUGCUGCUGAUUGUCUUCGUUUACUUGGUAUUGGUCGAAAUCAAUAUAUUGAAUUAAUAAAUCAAUCUCGUACAAUUUUACAAGCUGCAAGAAAGAAAAUGUUUUUAAAUUUAUCGAACUGGAAAACACCUGCUUCGAUUCGUCAUUUAUUACCAUCACAACCAGUUGAUUCCGUUCAUAUUCAUCCAUGGUGGGUUAUUAAUUUAGGUUGUGUAACUGAUGAUGAUGUUAAACAAUGUACAAAUGAAGAAAAAUUAAUUAUUGAUUAUCUUAUUGAUGAAAAAUGUUCGAAAUUAGCUGGUGAACUUAAUUUUGAUGCAAUACAUUCACUCUAUCGUAAAGGUUUAAUCUAUUUGGAAGUACCUGUAUCGGAGGAAGAUUAUAUUCAAGUACCACCAUUAGGUUCUGGUUUUGUUAUGAAUCGUAUUGUUGGAGAUUAUUUUGAAGUUUUACUUUAUAAAUUAUUUGUUUCAACAGAUGAAGAUACAAAUGUCGGGGAAUUAUCAAGAUUAUUAACAUUAGAUAUGGAUUUAGUUAAACAAACAAUGUCAAUGUUUUUAAGAUUAGGUUUUGCGCGAAAGAAAAAUCUUGAUAGUGAAUAUGGAGUUAUUCAUACAUCAUGGAAACAUUAUUCGUCAACAACUGGUUUACAAUUACCACCACCACCAAAACCAUUACCCAUAGAUAAAAAUGCAGCAGAUUGGACAAGAGAAAUAGAAAUGGAUGCAUCUAUGACUGACGAAGAUCUUAUGUCGAUUAGUACAACUGAUGAACAAAAAUUUUUAAUAUCACCUACUAGUAGUGUUAAUAUACCAGAUACUGUAUCAAUGUCAACUAGUACUGGUACAUUAAAACAAAAACGUAUUGGUUUUCUAUUCGAUUCUUCGUUAACAGCUUUUUUAAUGAUGGGUAAUUUAUCGCCAAAUUUAAAAACUCAUGCUGUUACAAUGUUUGAAGUUGGUAAAUUAGCUGAUGAAAUUCUUGGUUCAUUUUUACUAGAGUUAGAAAGAAUUUCACCGAUAUCUCAAUCAUCAAUAAAAUCUUCCGAUGAUGAUAAUCAAAGUGAAGGUGAAGCUGAUCGAUAUUUUUUACAUGCACGUGUUCUCUAUCAAACAAUCUCAUUUUUACGUUUAAAUAAUGAUUUAUUUGAUGAUGAUAUUGGUAGUCUUGGAGUUGAUUUACUUCGUUAUGAAAGUUUAUCAAGUCUUGAUGCAAAUACACGUCAACGUGUAAUCGAACGUAAUUAUCAUGUAUUAAUAUCCAUGGCACCCGUUAGUGCUGAGACAGUUUAUUCACCAUUUAAUUCAACUGAUUAUCUUGGACCUUGUUUACAAGAAAUGAAUAGUGUAUGGAUGAAAUUAUUUAUUUAUAGUUUAACAAAAUCAGGUCCACCAUCAAUACUUUUACCAAAAGGUUAUCGUUUAAAUAUUUUACCGAAUUGUUUACAAAAUUUUGAUAAAUUUCUUGUUACAACAUGGAAUCAUGAACCAACAUAUAUAUCAAAUGUGAAUAUUUUAUUAAGUAUUAAUGAAGCAUUACUUCAUUCAGCUGUACUUUUACAAGGUUUUUUAUAUGGCAAUAAUAAUAAUAAUAAUCAUUAUAAAGAAGAACAUCAACAAAUUCGAUAUGUACCAUUUCCAUUUGAUCAUAUUGAAAAAAAUCAUGGAUUAGAACAAUUAUCAACUGUUAUCGAUUUAAAAAAUACAUGUGGCUAUGUAUCAAUGUUAACAUUAUCAGCAACGAAUUCUGAAGAAGUUUUAUUAGAUAUUAGAUUUGGUAUUCCAUUAUUUGAUGAGAAGAUAAGUGAAACAAUUCGAAAUGGAAUUGUUAAACAUAAACUAUGUGCAAAAGAAAAAGUUCAAGAACGUUUGAAAAGUAUUCGUAUUCUUUCAAUAAGUUUAAUUGCAUUUAUUGAACGUUUUCAGCAAUUUGAUACAUCAUCGUGCAAUAUGCCUCUUCGUCAUUCCUCAAAUGGUAUUCGUUCGACGUCUUUACCACAGCAACCGAUUCUAUUUGAUGGUCAAACUCUUACAACGAUAGGUUCAUCAUCAAGUUAG
Adineta steineri is the source of this 2418-nucleotide messenger RNA. Lineage: Eukaryota; Metazoa; Rotifera; Eurotatoria; Adinetida; Adinetidae. The record is from the annotation of a GenBank genome assembly.